UUUAAAAUGUUUCUUUAUUUAUAAAGAUUUGCAUUGUACACAAUUUAGUGAACAUCUUUUGAAUUUAGAAUCAGAACCAAAUGAUCACAACCAUUUGUUUACCUUUGAAAUUACAACUGUUCUGCAUUUCCUUGAGUACAAAGAAGACUCCUUUUUCCAAAUCCAUUUUCUCCCUCUACAAAAUGUACAAAUUAGUGACUCAAAAUUUGAUCACCUCCUAUUUUGCCUUCAUACUCACCUACCCAUGCACUUUUAGCUACCAUCUCCAAGUUGAUGAUUCCCAUAUCUUGCUGUCCAGACUCUUUUUGGUCUCAUGCCUUUGACAGUGUUUUUGAAAUCUUUCCUCACCAGUUCAAAAUCAACAUGUAAACACCCACUGCAUUUCUCCAGCUGUGUCAAAACUUCCAUUGUCCUGCUCAUCACCAAGUGCAAAACAGUGGUGUCACAAUAAACGUUGCUCUCUCCUACUCUAGACAAUUGCCAUAUCCUGUCAAUUCUUCCUUUACAAGAUCUCUAAAACUCAUUCCUUCCUCUUCACCCCCACUGCUAAGACACCUGUUCAUGCUUUGGUCACCUCUAACUUUUCAUCCUGAAACCUCCAUGUUUAUGGACUCCUGUUCCUCACUUCAUUCCUCUACUGUAUUUCCAAACUACUGCUGCUGCUAAAACACUCUCACAUUCCACUUGGAUCACGUCACUCCCUUCUACAGAUCCUUUCAAGGGCUUUCCUCCUCCUUUUUGCAUCAUUAUCAAAUUUCUCAUCUUCAAGGUUUAGCACAGCUCUGUCCUUGCCUACAUCUUCGGUCUCUUGUCCCCCUAGUCCCAUUCCAUUAACUUCUGCUCAUCCUAACCCUCCUUCCUGAAUGCCCUCUUCUGUAUCCUUCUCCCAUCUCAUCUUCAUGCCUUUUUUCCUUCUUGGCCCAGAUUAUAACUCACUCACUCCCUCUCCUUCUUCACCUAAUGUCUUUCCUCUUUUCAUUCUCAUUGGUCUUUAAAACACAAUUCAGUCAUUUAUGGUGCUCUUCUAUGAUAACCUGACAAAUGCCCCACCAUCCACCCCAUAUAUCUUAUAUGUUAAAACUGUAUUACCUGUCUCUAAUUUAAAGCCUGAUCCUGCUAAACUUACUAAUUACUGCCAGUUGCAGACACACUGAAGUCUAUGGGACUAAUCACAGUAGAAAGCAUUUUGCUCAACAGUGAUUAAAUGCAUGGUUUAGGCCCUUAUGCCUUGAUCUUGCACUGGGUUCCAGGAUCUUCCACACAGAGUUCAUUGCAAGAUUGGGGCUUAGACUGUAACGUCCUUGGGGCAGGAACUAUAUUGUUGAUUAUACGGUAUUUACACAGCAUUGCGCGUACUAUGACAAAUCAAUAAAUCAAUAUCACAGACAUGCUACUAUCUUUAUUUUUAAACUAAAAAUAGUACAAUGGUUUCACUUAACAAGUUUCGUCCAUUUUGAAAGAUUCUGCCAGUUUGAGAGAUAUUGAAUGUACUUAAAAUGGAGAGUACUGCUGGAACCCAAAAUAUCUAAUCAAACCAGAAACACUGUGUGAUCCCUUUGCGUCAUCCUCAGAAUCUCUCUGCCUUCCUUCCACUGUCUCUUAGGAUGGGGAAUGGAAAGGAGUGGGGAAUAAUUAAGAGGAUGAAUAAGUGCAUAUUUUGCAAUGAAUGUUCAGUCUAAUGUUUGUAAUAGUGUCCAAAAAUGUGAUUUUUACAACACAACUGUAAUUUUGCAGUAACUUCACUUCAGAAUAAAAAUGUAUAUUCUUAAAUUUAAAAACAAUUGUUAAGAUUUAAAAAAAAUUACUCCCUGUAAAAACUGUCCGCAGAAACUGAAACACAGUUUAAUAAUAAAUUUCCAUUGUUGUCAGACAUUCUUUCUGGUUUAUUCAGAAAGACUCAAAUGGAUAUUACUCAUACAAACUGAUUUGUUAAAAACAAGUGUGUGUUUCACUAAAGAGAUAAACAUCUCUUGCAUUUUUUUUUUGCCAAACUUACUUAUAGGAGGAAAAAAACCACUGAGACCAUAAUCAACUUUUCAUGGGUUAGAUAUUCAUAAAAGUCCUCUUCCUACUCCUUAUUAUUGACUCACACUUUACUGCAUACCCAAGGGACUGCAUAUUCUAAAAACAAGGAAUGAGUAAUCAGGAAAAAGAUGUUUCCCCUCUUCAAAGUAUUCACUAAAGCAUUCCUCUUUUUAAAGUACUCAACACGUAAUGCUUGCCUGCCUUGUGAUCCAACUUGUACUAUAACAUCUUCUAUAGCAAUUUUACCGACAAUGUUCACUUAACCUAAACAUGGUGUAAUAUUCCUGCAGGCACAUUUAAAACAUAAACCACCCCCCAGAAGUUUUUCCAAGAGUGACUAGAAGGUGGUUGUUCUAAUUCUCAUUGGUUUAAUAACAAUAUGACAUGGAAGACUAGAGAUAUCUUUUUUGAGUAUCAAGAUGUACCAUAAGGUAUCAAUGCAUGUUCUUCAACAACUAGAGAAGGGUCAUUUUUAAGACAUCUUUGAAAUUAAUUCUCAGAAAAAAUUAUGAAAAGGAAGUCGUAGGACUCACUUGAGAAGUGACUCACUUGUUUUGACUGCCAUUUUGUUUUUUUUGCUGUGGAAAGGAGCACAAUGGCAGGCAUGUGUCCUGCAAACUAGAAUCUUAAGGGCAAUGAAUUAAAUGUAUCUACAUCUAAGGAGCAUUCUGCUCAGUGAGCAUUCUAAAGGGCUGAGUUGCUAUUGUAAACUACCAAUCGCAGUUUACUUUAGCACAAAAUAAUGUGUUUGUUUUCUAACAAAGGAGUUCUACAACAACAUCAAGGCAAAACCACUGGGUGCGAUUAUCAAGUAAUCCAUUUUUUGGGCAUAAAGGCAUUUCUACUGUGACAAUUACUAAUUAUGCUCCAGUCAUGGGUAGUUUAUGAUAUUUCUUAAUCCUUUUAACAUGUUACUACUUAAAUAUCAGACCUCAAAAAAUUCAAAUAUUGCUGGCAAAUUGAUAAGCCUAAAACAGAGCUCCAGUUACUCACUUGUACAAAACUAUUAGCUUUUCGGUAAACAAUCUAGCUUUGUUCUUAGGAAUUUAAAAUUGAUCAUAUCAUCCAGUAGACCACAUGAACCAUAAAUGGCUUUAAGCUCCAAAAUACUAUACUAGAUAGUUUUUAUUGACCCAUAUGUCAAUACUAAACUGGUUAGCUGGCAAGUUCAUAAUCACCAGAUGUAAUAUUCACAAUUCAGGAUACUGGUAGGUUGAAUAGUCAGUCAAGAUAUACAUAAAUAUUUCCUAUCGUCAUGGUAAAAGAGAAUACAAAAUUGAAAAAAAAUCAAUUGUAAGUACUGAGCAUUGGUAAAUUUCUGUUACGUACAACAGUAUGUAGUUAUACUAUAUUUGGUACUUAUUCUAUUUGAAUCCUUCAUUGUAAAUGAAAAUUCAGAAGACAAUGCAAUGCCCAAAAUAACCAUAUUUACUAGUAACAAAGCAGAAUGACUAUAUAAUAUUUAAUCACUGACUUCCACCUUCUAUUCAAAGCUGUCUCUAUUAACAAAUCUUACAUUCAUAUGUAUUACAGAAGCAUUCAAAAGGAUGAGAUCGUACAACCAAAAUGAUAAAUACAAAUGAAGUGAGGGCAAAUAGAAAACAGGGCCAAAAUAUAGCCACACCUGACAGCAUCCAGUGUCAUCUAUCAAGGCACUGUGACAAGGAUCAUGCUAUUUACAGGUCAAUGGUGCCUUGUAGAGAGGUGAAAACAUCAAAUCUGAAACCAGGUAACACGGUGCUCGAUGACAACAGGGUCUCUAUGAAGUCAAGAUGCAAUGGUUCUACCAAGGCAGAAUCUACUUGCUUUCUUCUCCAUUGUCAAGAAAACUGUUAUUGAGAAGAUGAUCACUUUUCACCUGUGGGGAUAAGUCCCUCUGGUUGGGUAGAUCUGGGGUUGUGAAGUCUGAGGCAAAUCAUUUAUGUUACUGUAAUGGCACCCAACUGCAAAAGUCUUUUGCCACCUCGAACAUUUUAAUCAAAAUGUUUCUCCAAAAUGUAGCCCAUUUCCAGAUGGUUUCCUUGCACACAAAAAAUGCAGCUCCUAUCCCAUCCUAUGGAAAGCAGAGGCUGCAUGUGUGUUCAGGACAUUCCUGGGGCAUGGUGGCUAAACAGAUCUAGGGGAAGAAUCCUAGUCUGGGCAUUAUGGAGUAUGUCCCAUCAGGAUCCAUUCAGCUGGACUCCCCAGUUGCUUUUUUCCUGGACAACCUUGCCCAAGGGCAAAGCUGAUCCAUCCUAGUCUGCUAGCACCUAAUAAAAUGGUAUCAGGCUGACAUUAAGCAUGGACCUAUAAGACUCCUUCAUCCAGUGGACUCCCCUCAUCCUCUGCACAGGCUCCAAACCCUAAUGGGUUUCCCAAACAUUUCAGAUUAGAGGCAAAGCAAAGGUGGAACACAAGGUACCUAGCAAGCUUCCUCUUCUGAGAAAUUUCUCUGAACAACACCUCACCUCUGUUGCAAAUAAAGGUGGGUGUGAGGUGGGAAGAAGGGGGUAAAUGCCUUUCAGGGCAAGUUGGGGAGCCUUCCCAUGCUCCAAGAAAGGAGCAAAGUGGAACAAAGAAACUGUUCCAUAUUGCACUCUUCAUAAAGACAUUGUUUCAUGAAGUUGACUACCUGUCUGUAUCUACUGGAGGAGGGUCUUGAAGCCAGUCAUGGGCAGCUCCAUUGAUGGUGGCCACUCCAACUGUGGGAUGGCUGAAAGAAGCCAUGAGAAACCCUCCAUUUUCCUGGUGAUGGCCGUUGAUGGGAUGGGACUUGGAGGAAGUCAACAGCCAGUGGAGCAGAAGAAAAGGGGGCAGGGGGUUUGAAGGGUGCCAUUGCCUCCUCAUCGUUCCCUACGGGUGGCCAUUGGGGGUUAUCAGGAAGCACCUCCCACCUCCAUGUCCUUGAUGGCAGUCCUUGGGUGGAUGGGCUUUGAAGUAAGCCCUGGCCACCUUGGGUUCCUUCACGGUGGCCACCCUGUCCCUGAGGGAGAUGGCAGGCACCCCCUCCCGCAGGCUCCCAGAAAUCCCUGACACUCAGCUACCACCCUGUGAGCCCCACAGCCUGCCUCGCCCUUGGGCUGGAGGCCAGCCUGUCACCCGUCUCCCUCCCCUGCCCUGGCUGUGCCACCACAGGUCCGGGCUCCCCCCUUCUUGGCCGUGGAAAGAGUUUGAAGCGCACCCGGCUGUCCGGGGAGGCGGCACGUCGGAGGGCCCGGGGACUUUCCCUGCGGCGUGUGGCGGGGACAGCCCUCGCCCUCCCCUAGGCUGGAGCGGGGACGGGGCGGGCUGAGGCCAGCGCGAGAGAGAAGCCAGAGCGCGCAGCGCCCUGCUCCACAGCGGGUUACGCCAGCCAGCCCCGCCGCCCGCCCGCCUGCCUCCCUCUCUCGCCGUCUCUCCUCGCCUCUGAUUCUGCGCACAGCCGGCCCCAGCGCCUGUCAUUCUGCACAGCACAGUUUACUCCACGGCGAGCGGGGGAGACAGAGGGAGAGGUGGCGAGGAGGCAGCCGAGACGCCAAGUCCCGCAGCCCAGCAUGGCUUCGGGGGACCUUUACGAGGUUGAGAGGAUUGUUGACAAAAGGAAGAACAAAAAGGGCAAAUGGGAAUAUCUUAUCAGAUGGAAAGGCUAUGGAAGCAAUGAGGACACCUGGGAACCUGAGCAUCACCUAUUGCAUUGCGAGGAAUUUAUUGAUGAGUUCAACGGACUACAUGUCACUAGAGAAAAGCGAGCAAAACAUGGGAAACAGACCAGUGCACCAAAAUUUUUACGAGAAAGCCGAGGGUCAUCUGUUGAGAAAAUAUCACACAGACCUUCUGAAUCUGGGAAGGCCAAAGGGUCAACACAUAAAAGAAAGCGAAUUAACCCAUCUCUUCAAAAACAGAAAAGAGGGUACACAGCAAAGCCAGCACCUGCUGGCGACAGAGCCGCUAAAACCGUGACUUACCGAACUACGCCCAGUGGUUUACAGAUCAUGCCAUUGAAAAAGCCUCACAAUGGCCUACAGAAUGGAGAUUCCGGUCACGAGAAAGAUUCUAGACAUUUUGGGAAUGGCUCACAACAGCAAAACAUGGAUUUAAAUGGCCACGAAGGAGAACAUGAUUUGCCCAGCAUGCUGGAGGUUAAUAAUGAUGUGCCUGUUGUGAAUGGAAUCGGUUCCUCUCUGGCCAACGGAGGCCUGAAUCUGCACAGCACUGUGAAAAGGAAACUGGAUGGGGAGAAAGAUUAUGUCUUUGAUAAGAGACUAAGGUACAGCGUGCGUCAAAAUGAAAGUAACUGUCGGUUCAGAGACAUUGUGGUCCGGAAAGAAGAUGGUUUCACACACAUUCUGCUCUCCAGCCAGACUUCAGAUAACAAUGCACUGACCCCAGAGUUAAGAUCCAGUGGGGAAUGUUCUCUCAGUCUUCCAUAUUGGGAGACACACACACACAUCAUGAAGGAAGUUCGGAGAGCAUUGUGCAAUGCAUCAGCUGAUGACAGUAAACUCUUACUUCUCAGCGCAGUGGGAAGUGUAUUCUGUAGUGGCCUAGAUUACUCCUAUUUAAUUGGCAGGUUAUCCAAUGACAGAAGAAAAGAAAGCACUAGGAUUGCAGAAGCUAUAAGGGACUUUGUAAAAGCUUUUAUUCAAUUUAAGAAGCCAAUUGUAGUUGCUAUCAAUGGCCCAGCUCUUGGGUUGGGAGCUUCUAUCUUACCACUGUGUGAUAUCGUUUGGGCAAGCGAGAAGGCUUGGUUUCAGACCCCAUAUGCGACGAUCCGACUCACUCCAGCCGGCUGCUCAUCGUAUACAUUCCCACAAAUACUUGGUGUUGCUCUGGCAAAUGAAAUGUUGUUCUGCGGGAGAAAGCUAACGGCACAGGAAGCCUGCAGCAGAGGACUUGUGUCACAAGUAUUUUGGCCAACAACAUUCAGUCAAGAAGUGAUGCUGCGAGUAAAGGAAAUGGCAUCUUGCAGUGCAGUGGUAUUAGAAGAGUCUAAAUGCCUGGUGCGGAGCUUCCUGAAAUCUGGACUUGAAGAUGUGAAUGAAAAAGAGUGUCAGAUGUUAAAACAGCUGUGGAGUUCUUCCAAAGGACUGGAUUCAUUAUUCAGCUACUUGCAAGACAAAAUUUAUGAAGUCUGAAGUCACAGUUUCACUUCAAGAAAAAACAUUCCAAGUGUAAACAGAGUUCAAACAUUACUUGUGUUUGAAAAGCAGAGGGAACGCAUCCUUGAGAUGAAUUUGUGACAGUGUAUCUUAAUACAGAUGGUUGUGUCAAUUUCCUUGUGAGCUAAAUUGAGAAGUUACACAGCUAUUUUGUGUAAUCAAGAUGGAGGCAGGCUUGGUCAGUGCACAUAAAUUCUACUGAGUGCAUCAUUCACAUGCUCAUCCAGUUAGAAGUGUACAUUCCACGUGCUGAAAAGCACUACUAUGGCCCAGUAAGGCACACCAUCUGUAAUGACUUAUUUUGUCUGUUCUUUUUUUAAACUUAUUCUUGCUUUGCAACAAAUGUCUGUGCUGACACUGAGGGCUCAAUCUGAAAAUCAGGUCACAGUAACACUCUGCAGACCGAGAUUACUAUACUUCAGAAAUAUUUUAAUUAUUUUUUUAAGUUCUAACAAUGUAAUGGAAAAACCUGAUAAUUUAUAUGUAUAAUAUGUAAAGUUAGUUUUGGGGUGGGGGAGGGGGGAACUACUAGGAUUUUUUUCUUUCAUUGAAUUUAUUUAACUUAUUUAUUUUGUGUUUGUAUGCAACUGUUUGUUGAUCAUACAGAUAUUAUUUUCAUACUUCCCUUGACUGGAUUAAUGGUUUCACAUGAGAAUGCAAGUGCCCCAGUGCAUUUUUAACAGUGAGGUGUGUGUAUAUAAUAAAGAACAUACAGAAAUCAUCAAAUGUCUGGGCACUAAUAGUGACAGCCAUGUAUGUACGUGUUCCUUUAUGUGUGAAAUUGUACAAAGAUGUAUUGAAGUCGAGUUCUAGUUUGUUAAACUUAUUAAGGAAAAUCAGUGGAAGCUGCAAUUGUGAGUCCCACACAAGUCUCUCUUCACUUCCUGCCUUCUUGAAGAGCAUUGAAGGGCUUGCCAACAAAAUGCUUUAAGUUUACUAUUUUCCUAUUAGCUGGACAUUAAUAACAGGGUGUGUGGUGCCCUUAUGUGGCAUUAUAUUGUUCUUCAGGUUUAAACAUCUCCUUUUGGUCUGAAGUCUAGAAACAAACCCUUGUGAGCCUUAGUCUAACUGCCUGAUUGCUCAAUUGUGGGAUAAUUAAUACUCUGGAGGCGUCUGGGUCUGAGAUAGGAGUUUUAUAAAACGGUGCUAGGUUUUGAACUGGGUGGAGACAGAGUUUUUGUUUGGCUUUUCCAGUACUCCAUGGCUGGCCACCCCAUGAUCUAGUUAUGAACAAUUAAUUAAUUAAAAGUCUAUGGCUAUCCAUAAAAACAGUCCAUAAGUGACCAAAAAAAAUAUCUAAUUUGCGGUUUUAAAAUGUGACCCUAAUAUUUUUCAGUGAUACUGACUUUUGAACCCUAGAUUCAAAAGUCUAGCAGGCAGUUAGGGAGGAAAUAAUAUGAACACAUUCAGUGAAUCGAACUGCCAUGUUAGUAUGCCCAAAUCAAAAUCUCUCAAAGCAGAAAAUUUGCACCUUUGUUUCUUUAGUGAUUUGUGCACUUGUUCUCCAUCCUUGAGCUCACUGACCAGAUUACAGUUUAAAAGAACCACAAGUGAGCUGAGGGGUUUGUUCAUUUUUUCCUUACAAUCUUUCAAAAAAAGAGUCUCAAUAAAGUCUUUGUCAGAUUGCAAACCGACAAUUCUAGUGAGCGGUAGGUUUCCACAAAGUCCAUCCAUUUUUUCCUUUUUCAUAGGAAAAUGUAAAGUACCUUCCAUUUACAUUCUAUAUAUGUUCCUAGGGCCAAAUUGUGCCAUUGAUUUUUUAUUAUUUUUUAUUUAUUUUUUUUUUAAGCAGAGCACUAUGUUGAAGUCAGAACUCUUCCCCCCUUCCCCUGCCCCCAAGUUCUGCUUAAAGUAAAAAAAAAAAAAAAAAAAGGCAGAAUCUGACCCGUAGUUAGAAUAUGUUUAAAUGUCUUCAAAAAUGCAACAUUGUACAUGAUUAUGAAGUGACUUAUUUUUCAGUGGUCUAAAACAAAGGGUAAUUCUUUCAGUAAAAAUACGAAAUGGUUGAUACAGCACUUGUUAUACGUUAAGGGUUGCUUACUUCUUAGGCCCCCUAGCAAAAUUGAAAUGUGUGUUCAGGUUACGCACAUGCUUAAAGGCUUUGCUGGAUCAGAGCCAUAGAACCCAAUCUCAUAAGCAUGCACACAAGUCACUUACUAGUAGUCCCAUUGACUUCAAUGGGAUUAGUCACGUGCGUAAGUGUUUGUACAAUCAGGCUUUCAGUAUGGGACUUUAGAAAAAUCAGGAAAAGUAUCAUGAUGCCCCAACUUCCAUUUUUUCUUUUAGUGGUCCAGAGAGGUACAACUCCAGGUCAUGUAAAAUGUGUCAAUAAAAUACUAGAAAGUUUAUUUCAAUACUGUGCUUGUUAUAUGUUGAUAUAUCUAGGAAAAUUGCUCUCAGCAGUAUGAAGAUGUGUUUUACCACAGAAGGUUUUAGAACAAAAAAGAAUCAUAAUGCAAUCAACUUUUUAAAUGCAUCAUUUCAACUGCAUUUUCAAAUAUUCACAUUAAUAUUUUGUUUGACAGAGGAAUGGUUGAAAUGUGUUUUUUCAUAAAAACCGCUAAUCAUAUUUAAUGUUUAAUUAUUCAUGUCUAAACAGUUACAAUCUAGUUUCCAUAGAAUUUGUUUUUCUUUCAGAAAAAGGCUAAUAAUUUCAAAAUCUUCCUUUUCGAGUAUUUAAGGCUCAGAAUUGAAUUUCUUUUCUGUUUCGGUCUUUACUUGCUAUUCAGAUACAUAGAUAUACUGUACAUAUUAGUCUGGGUACCUUUACUAAUAUUCACAGUAUUUAAAAAUAUAAAUGCAAUUUGUUGUUAAGUAUGUUAUUUUAUUCUUGUGUAAAUUGUUUUGUACAACCUUUAAAAAUCUGCAGUUUUGCAUUUGUAGAUAUUCAAGGUAAGCAAUUUAUUUUGUGUUGUCUUGCAUGUAUAUUUUUUGCUGUAGAUAAGUGUUGUUUAGUUUCCUACUUCAGUACAUUUCUGUUUAAAUGAAUAAGCUUACAAACUUUAAUACAGUAUAUAUUUUCAGAAUAUAAACUUUUAUAUUUCUGUGGUAGAUUAGGGUAUGCGUUUUAGGCAAUCUUUUUCACUACUAUUAAUUCUUAUUUUAAUCUAUAGUAUACUGGUUUUGUGCCAAUAGUUUUUCACUAGAAUAAAAUGCUCUUUUAAUAUUAGGGAUAUACAGACAGGUUUGCUGGUGGUGGUGGGCAGGUUUUCUGUUUUGUUUUGUUUUGUUUUUUGCCAGCCUUGAAGUAACUGCGUUUAAAGUGUAAUUUGUAAAUUUAUUGCAUUUGUGAAUAAGCCUUACCAUUAGGUACAACAAAUCUUAAAACCUCGCAACUGCAUAUGUAAUAUUAAGGACUUCCCCAAAUAAUCUAAAACAGUUGGCAAAAUCAGAGUACAGGGCCUUAAGUUUUUCUUGUGAAAAGGAUAAUACGGGUUGUUGUUUUUUGUUUUUGUUUUUUUAAAACAACAUAGUUAGAGACUUGUCAGUUUGGGCUUUGUUCUAUAUAAACUGUGCAUAUUGUUCUCCCAACCACAGUAGUUAAUCUCAGGCUUUUUGUGGCUGGGUCUAUAAAAGUCAAAUCUGGCUAAAGCCAGCACUCUUUAGGAGGACACUAAAGAAGUUUACAUAAGAGACUUAUAGACAAUCUUAAUCAUAGUACAUUUAAGUAUUCACUAUCCUGGAUGUGUUAUCUGUGUCUACCCAGUUAACCGUAUGUUUUAAGCCAUAUUAAAUCUCUUUACCACUACUUUAAAUACUACACUGAAAGUUAUUCCCUAACUUACCAACAGGUUGACAGGCUUGUGAUUUCUAGUGAAUAAAAAUAUGCCUUCCAUAAAAACAAAGGACCAAAGAACUACAUUAUUCUAACAGAGCAUUAGUUACUUAGCAAGUGAACUAGUCUGACAUUUAUAGUGAUGAUCAAAUGGUCUCUUCCUGCUAUGAACAUUUCAUUCUCAUUCAUUUUGAGCAUAAGGGGGGAAAUGUAUCCACUAGACUUAUUGGAAAAUGAGCAAUGUUCUGCUAAGCUGGCAUGUCUAUUGGUAAGGCUUAUUACCAAACCUCUGAGAUGAAGCAAAGAACCAAAAAUUCACAAAAUCUGUCUAUGUACAUUUAUUUGAUUUCAAACUUGUAACUUGCACAAGAAAUUAAAGGUAGAAGUUUGCAAAUUAGGCCCUUAAGUUAUUUUGUCAGAAUGUCAUGGAACAGACUAAAACCGUUUCUAAUAUUUGUAAUGAGUACAUAAUAUAAUAUUAUAAGGGUACAGGCACCCCUUUAUCACAGUGUUGUAAAUAUUUUCUGAAACUGGUAUAGAACGGAGGGACUUGUAUCUUGAUAUAUCAAAUAUUGACUGUCUACAUCAAAUUGUACACAAUAUAUUUGUUGAUGGUCCUGUAACUAGUGUAUGGACACAUUUCUGGGUGCCUUAGAAGUUGUAUUUUUCAUGUGUGUUAAUAUGCAGUAUUUAUACAUUGUGAGAAGCUGCUUUGAAUAAAAACAUUGAAACUUCA
Chelonia mydas (Green sea turtle) is the source of this 11653-nucleotide messenger RNA. RefSeq names its product chromodomain Y like 2 (gene CDYL2). Bases 5538 to 7118 code for a protein of 526 amino acids. NCBI's taxonomy places the organism in Eukaryota, Metazoa, Chordata, Testudines, Cheloniidae. The transcript has 8 exons. Gene Ontology annotation, molecular function: transcription corepressor activity. Gene Ontology annotation, cellular component: nucleus. The record is from RefSeq and is a predicted model, not a curated record.